Messenger RNA from Lycium ferocissimum, 802 nucleotides. RefSeq names its product cysteine-rich receptor-like protein kinase 10. Gene Ontology annotation, biological process: protein phosphorylation. The transcript is spliced from 2 exons. NCBI's taxonomy places the organism in Eukaryota, Viridiplantae, Streptophyta, Magnoliopsida, Solanales, Solanaceae. Gene Ontology annotation, molecular function: protein kinase activity; ATP binding. The record is from RefSeq and is a predicted model, not a curated record. Bases 40 to 492 code for a protein of 150 amino acids.
UGUCAUUGUCUCUUGUGUAUAUCUAACGAAGACUGAUUUAUGAAAUGCUGGCACAGUGGCUAUAUGUCUCCAGAAUAUGUACUGUAUGGUCAAUUUUCAGAUAAAUCAGAUGUGUUCAACUUUGGAGUGCUGCUGUUAGAAAUUCUUAGUGGUGAACGAAACUCAGACUUUUCUGUGACUGAAGUUUCUGUUUCCCUCUUAGGAUGGGCAUACCAUAAGUUGAAAGAAGGAAGACUGUUGGAGUUGAUUGAUCCAAUAAGAGAAACCUGCGACAGCAACAGAGCAACAAGGUCGAUUCUGGUUGCCCUUCUUUGUGUUCAAGAAAUCCCAAUCGAUAGGCCAACAAUGUCUGAUAUAGUUGUCAUGUUAAGCAACGAAACGUUAUCAAUCCCUGAACCAAAAGAACCUGCUUUUCGCAGCAACUGGCAAUCUCAGCAGUUAGAUUAUUUAUCCAUAAAUGAGAUGACAUUUACCUCGAUGAUACCUCGAUAAGAGGAAGAAGAGAAUGAACUUCUAUGGUUAAUUAAUGUUUUCUCGUUUCCUUUCUGCUCAUGAAUAGUUUCCUAUGAACUGAAUAUUUGAAAAUUGAAGAGUGAAGAGAUUGACUUUCUGAUGUGAUGAUCAUGUUCCACAAACUCCACCCAUGUUGUAACGGUUUGAGCUCAACCACAAGAUGUCAAGUUCUUGGCUAUUGGCACAAAGAAGUUUUGAAAAGUUUAAUGCAAAUAUAUAUUAUUGAUUGGAUUAAACUGUUCAUGUUUUUCUUCCACCUACAAUGUCAUUAGCGGACUAGGGGCGGAGC